AAAAAUGAUAAGAGAGAUCUAAAGAAAACAAGCUGAUCCUUCUGAGGGACAUAUCGAAGCCAGAUAACCCAAGGUAAUCACAGCAAGAUACAGCCAGCCUUAAAGCUAAGUACUGUGCAAUUAGCUUUACUUCCUUGGGUUUUUGAAACAUGCAUCUAUAUAAACCUGCCUGCGCAGACAUCCCUAGCCCCAAGCUGGGUCUACCAAAAUCCAGUGAAUCGGCCUUAAAAUGUAGACGGCACCUAGCAGUGCCCAAGACUCAGCCUAAGGCAAUCUACGGGCCUGUUAGGCCCAGUGGAGCAGCGGAACAGAAAUAUUUGGAAACGUUUUUACGUGUCCAUGGAAUUUCGUUGCAGGAAACCACCAAGGCAGAGACCGGCAUGGCAUACAGGAAUCUUGGAAAAUCAGGACUCAGAGUUUCUUGCUUGGGUCUUGGAACAUGGGUGACAUUUGGAGGUCAAAUUUCAGAUGAGGUUGCUGAACGGCUGAUGACAAUCGCCUAUGAAAGUGGCGUUAAUCUCUUUGAUACUGCUGAGGUCUACGCUGCUGGAAAGGCUGAAGUGAUUCUGGGCAGCAUCAUCAAGAAGAAGGGCUGGAGGAGGUCCAGCCUGGUCAUAACAACUAAACUCUACUGGGGCGGAAAAGCUGAAACAGAGAGAGGGCUGUCAAGAAAGCAUAUUAUUGAAGGACUGAAGGGUUCCCUCCAGAGGCUGCAGCUCGAGUAUGUGGAUGUGGUCUUUGCAAAUCGACCUGACAGCAACACCCCUAUGGAAGAAAUUGUUCGAGCCAUGACACAUGUGAUAAACCAAGGCAUGGCAAUGUACUGGGGCACGUCAAGGUGGAGCGCUAUGGAGAUCAUGGAAGCCUAUUCUGUAGCAAGACAGUUCAAUAUGAUCCCACCAGUCUGUGAACAAGCUGAGUACCAUCUUUUCCAGAGAGAGAAGGUGGAGGUACAGCUGCCAGAGCUCUACCAUAAAAUAGGGGUUGGCGCAAUGACAUGGUCUCCACUUGCCUGUGGAAUCAUCUCAGGAAAAUAUGGAAACGGGGUGCCUGAAAGUUCCAGGGCUUCACUGAAGUGCUACCAGUGGUUGAAAGAAAGAAUUGUAAGCGAAGAAGGGAGAAAACAGCAAAACAAGCUAAAAGACCUUUCCCCAAUUGCUGAGCGUCUGGGAUGCACACUACCUCAGCUAGCCGUUGCGUGGUGCCUGAGAAACGAAGGUGUGAGUUCUGUGCUCCUGGGAUCAUCUACUCCUGAACAGCUCAUUGAAAACCUUGGCGCCAUUCAGGUUCUCCCAAAGAUGACAUCACAUGUGGUAAAUGAGAUUGAUAACAUAUUACGCAACAAGCCCUACAGCAAAAAGGACUACAGAUCAUAAGGCAAUGCAUGAGCCACAGAAGCUGCAUGGUUAAAUAGCGGCCUGCACCCAGUACAGAACAGUGUUACUAGCCAGUCUUUUGAAUCACUUAGCAGCCUGCUGCUCAACCUCUAGUGUCCCUGGAUUCUCUGAGGUAUCUGCUGUUGCUACCACUGUGCACAUCUGAAAACUCACAACCAAGAAAAUCUGUUCUAUUUUCUUACCUUGGACUGGAAUCAGCUAUUCUUGCAUUGCUCUGUACACCUCAUGCUUAUGCAAUGG
Molecule: messenger RNA, 1637 nt
Organism: Propithecus coquereli (Coquerel's sifaka)
Lineage: Eukaryota; Metazoa; Chordata; Mammalia; Primates; Indriidae
Gene: KCNAB1
Product: potassium channel, voltage gated subfamily A regulatory beta subunit 1
Exons: 14
Coding region: 150-1376 (408 amino acids)
Biological process (GO): negative regulation of delayed rectifier potassium channel activity; potassium ion transport; transmembrane transport
Cellular component (GO): extrinsic component of cytoplasmic side of plasma membrane; cytoplasm; voltage-gated potassium channel complex
Molecular function (GO): voltage-gated potassium channel activity; potassium channel regulator activity; transmembrane transporter binding
Source: RefSeq, a predicted model, not a curated record